Camelina sativa (false flax) is the source of this 2735-nucleotide messenger RNA. Its product is annotated as ubiquitin carboxyl-terminal hydrolase 17-like. Gene Ontology annotation, biological process: protein deubiquitination. Lineage: Eukaryota; Viridiplantae; Streptophyta; Magnoliopsida; Brassicales; Brassicaceae. The record is from RefSeq and is a predicted model, not a curated record. Gene Ontology annotation, molecular function: cysteine-type deubiquitinase activity. Gene Ontology annotation, cellular component: cytosol; nucleus.
CUCUCUCUACAAACAAAACACACAAAUUCCUGAUUUCUUUCUUCUUUCUUCUUUCUCUCCUCUCUCUCUCUCUCUCUCUAGCUUUUUUAGUCUCUCCAGAUGCCCAAAUCCUUCACCCGCCGUCGCUUCUCUAACCUCCGCCGUCUUAGAUUCCACAUUUACUCGUCAUACUCUCACCAUCACCCACCUCCUCUGCAUCAUCAUCAUCAAUCUCUCUUUCUUUGUUUGUUUGUUUGUGUAGUAGACAAAUGUUAGUUAUAAUCUCCUCCUCCUCUUACGAUUCCUCUCUUCUGGCUUCUCUUGUCUGAGAUUUUAUCACACAAAAUGCCUGAAACUGGAGGAGUCCUAGGGUUUCGUUUUAUCUUGAUUGGGUUUAUACUGUUGGUGUUUCUCCUCAUUCGCCGCCAAUGGAGAUCUGCUUCUGUCAGGAGAGACCAAGUCAUUCGUCUCAUUGCUUUAGCCACCGAGGAAUCUUACCUGGCUGAGGAGGUUCGAGUUCGAUCCCCAACUGUUGCCGCCGCCGACUCCGUUUCGGAUGUUUAUCGUUGCGCUGUUUGUCUUUACCCUACCUCUACUCGUUGCGCCAAGUGCAAAUCUGUUCGUUACUGUUCUAGCAAGUGUCAGAUUCUUCAUUGGCGACGAGGUCACAAGGAAGAAUGUAAAUCGCCUUCUCUUCCUGAUUACGAUGAAGAAGAAGGCAGGGACGAUUCUGUUCAUUCUGAUGAUGCCAAAGAGUCGCAUUUUGAACUUCCAUCUCGUGUGGCUGGAAUUGAGUCAUCAUCAUUAGCGAUACCUUCCAAUGAUAAUGGCAAGUCUGUUGAUGUUUCCUGUGAUAUGUCUACAAGUAGGCCUAGUAUUCAUAAAGUGCAAGCUACAUCUGAAGCUGUUGAUUUCACUACUUCUUUAAACAAAAAGGAUGAUAAUCUCUAUGAGACCAGGCCACUAAGUAGGAAGAAAUCACGUCAUCGUAUAGAGAAGGUUGAAUCAGCGAGAAAGACUGAUGCAAAGCCGCGGAAAAUUGGCAAUCAAAGCUCACGCAGGUCAGGUGAUUCAGCUGAAAUGUCGAUUUCAGAACAAUUUUUGUCAGUUGGGUAUGAAGAAGAGAUGAAUGUACUUGGACAUGGAAGAAUUACAUCUGAACCAUCUAGUGCUUCUGCUGCAAUGUCAUCUUCAACUGUUCUCCUACCUUCAAAACCUAUAUGUAAGCCGAAAGUGUCCCAAGGUUCAUCAAGUAGUGGAUUGAAAACAUCGGUGCAGAAAGUUGUUCAGCAUUUUAGACCCCCAAAAUCGUCAAAUAUAUCUCAACCUUCCAGUUCUAUUGAUGAGAUGAGCUUCUCUUAUGAGUUGUUUGUGAAACUCUACUGUGAUAGAGUAGAAUUACAGCCAUUUGGCCUUGUGAACUUAGGGAACAGUUGUUAUGCCAAUGCUGUCCUUCAGUGCUUGGCAUUCACUCGGCCACUUAUAUCAUACCUUAUUCGGGGAUUACACUCUAAAACAUGUAGAAAGAAGAGUUGGUGUUUUGUUUGUGAGUUUGAAUACCUAAUUUUAAAGGCAAGAGGUGUAGAAUCUCCUCUAUCACCUAUCAAGAUCUUAUCAAAAUUACAAAAGAUCGGGAAGCAUCUUGGCCCUGGAAAGGAAGAAGAUGCACACGAGUUUUUAAGGUGUGCUGUUGAUACAAUGCAAUCUGUUUUUCUGAAAGAGGCCGAUGCAGCUGGUCCGUUUGCUGAAGAAACUACUUUAGUAGGCCUUACGUUUGGUGGAUAUCUUCACUCCAAGAUUAAAUGCAUGAAAUGCCUCCACAAAUCUGAGCGAUCAGAGCUGAUGAUGGAUCUUACUGUUGAGAUCGAUGGGGAUAUAGGAAGCCUUGAAGAAGCACUUGCUCAAUUUACAGCCUACGAAGUCCUAGAUGGAGAGAACCGGUACUUCUGUGGCAGAUGUAAAUCUUACCAGAAAGCCAAAAAGAAACUGAUGAUACUGGAAGGACCCAAUAUUCUUACUGUCGUGCUGAAACGUUUUCAGUCUGAUAACUUUGGGAAGCUGAGCAAACCAAUACAUUUUCCGGAGCUUCUCGAUAUUAGCCCGUAUAUGAGUGACCAAAAGCACGGGGAGCAUCCCGUAUAUAGUCUCUACGCAGUGGUGGUGCAUUUGGAUGCUAUGAGCACUUCAUUUUCAGGUCAUUAUGUUUGCUACAUAAAAACCCUUCAUGGAGAUUGGUUCAAAAUUGAUGACAGCAAUGUUUUCCCGGUGCAGUUAGAGACUGUAUUACUAGAAGGAGCUUACAUGCUUCUUUAUGCAAGAGAUUCUCCGAGACCGCUGAGCAAGAACGGUGGUGGUCGGAAAUCAAAGGAAAGAAGAAGUUUGGCCGCAAUUCCAUCAACAAGACACGGCAACAAACAGAGAGACAGUUUGUUGCCGCGUGUGGACUCGUCGAGUGGAAGUCUAUCGUCAAUGUUUAGCUCAUCAGACACAACAAGCUCAUGUAGCACAAAAGACUCAUCAGGGGGCAUUGAGAAUUUAUCAGAUUACCUGUUUGGUGAAGUUGAACCGGUUUGGAAACUAGAUCGUCGUGCUCAAACGUUUUAUUGAGGGUUUAAUUGUUGAGUCUGUUGGCCAUCAUUUUUUUUUACUUUGAAGUUUGAACCAACAAGCCAAAAAAAAUAGAAAGUGAUCAUUUUUUGAAUCCACUAUAUUGGAGGAGCUUAAGUGUACAGUUUUGAAUAACUCUGUUCAUCUUU